AUGGCCAGUCCAGUAUUGGUGUUUGGAUGUGAGUGACUGGUCUAUUUGUGGGGGGAAUAAAUGAGUGGACUCCUCAUUGUAGCGACUGGUGUUUCACUAAAGCAUAACUGGUUUGUUCUGUCGUGGUGUCCAUAGUAGUACAGAUGUAUGUAAGUGGCUCCUGUUUGAGGUCUCACAGUAUUAAGUGGCUGAAACAUUUUAGAGCGUUGCAAAUAUAAAUAAAGUAAUACAGUUGAUAUUACCCUGUUGCCAUCUAAAGUUGACUAAACAGGAUCAGUCUACUACAGGGCUCUCCAACCCUGUUCCUGGAGAGCUACCCUCCUAUAACUCCAGUUGUAACUAACCUGAUUCAGCUUAUCAACCAGCUAAUUAUUAGAAUCAGAUGCGCUAGAUUAGGGUUGUAGUAUAAUACAAAGAUAUAUAUAUAUAUAUAUAUUAAUUAAUAAUAUAACCUUAGUGUCUGUUUUGAGUGACUGGUGUUUAGUGUCUAUAUGAUCGUUUUGUUGGAGGGUUUAACCUCCAACCAUCCGCUCUUACCCUCAGAUCAUCCAGGACCGGGUGCUGCAGCAGGAAUCCAGGAGCACCUUGAUGUGGAACAGCCACCCCGGGGGGCUCUUCACCCUGCCACAGUACUCUGCCCACUUGGGAGACUUCCCCUUCUACUAUGCCACACUAGGUGAGUACCCCUCCUCUCAAUCAACCAAUCAAUCAAAUGUAUUUAUAUGGCCUUUUCACACCAGCAGUUGUCACAAAGUGCUUUUACAGUGACCCGGUCUAGACCCCAAAGAGCAAGCACAAGCAGAAACACAUUGGCUAGGAAAAACUCCACUCCUCCAUCGCAUUCAUUGCAUCGUAGCACCAGUCGUUCAGUAUCUGUGUAACAGCAGUCCUUUAUCCAAUAUUUCUUGAGCUAUAGAUAUAGUAGGGCUACACAAGGAAAGUUACCUUGCUCAAAGUUGCCUCACUAGAAUAUACAGUGGGGGAAAAAAGUAUUUAGUCAGCCACCAAUUGUGCAAGUUUUCCCACUUAAAAAUAUGAGAGAGGCCUGUAAUUUUCAUCAUAGGUACACGUCAACUAUGACAGACAAAUUGAGGAAAAAAAAUCCAGAAAAUCACAUUGUAGGAUUUUUAAUGAAUUUAUUUGCAAAUUAUGGUAGAAAAUAAGUAUUUGGUCACCUACAAACAAGCAAGAUUUCUGGCUCUCACAGACCUGUCAUUUCUUCUUUAAGAGGCUCCUCUGUCCUCCACUCGUUACCUGUAUUAAUGGCACCUGUUUGAACUUGUUAUCAGUAUAAAAGACUCCUGUCCACAACCUCAAACAGUCACACUCCAAACUCCACUAUGGCCAAGACCAAAGAGCUGUCGAAGGACACCAGAAACAAAAUUGUAGACCAGGCUGGGAAGACUGAAUCUGCAAUAGGUAAGCAGCUUGGUUUGAAGAAAUCAACUGUGGGAGCAAUUAUUAGGAAAUGGAAGACAUACAAGACCACUGAUAAUCUCCCUCGAUCUGGGGCUCCACGCAAGAUCUCACCCCGUGGGGUCAAAAUGAUCACAAGAACGGUGAGCAAAAAUCCCAGAACCACACGGGGGGACCUAGUGAAUGACCUGCAGAGAGCUGGGACCAAAGUAACAAAGCCUACCAUCAGUAACACACUACGCCGCCAGGGACUCAAAUCCUGCAGUGCCAGACGUGUCCCCCUGCUUAAGCCAGUACAUGUCCAGGCCCGUCUGAAGUUUGCUAGAGUGCAUUUGGAUGAUCCAGAAGAGGAUUGGGAGAAUGUCAUAUGGUCAGAUGAAACCAAAAUAGAACUUUUUGGUAAAAACUCAACUUGUCGUGUUUGGAGGACAAAGAAUGCUGAGUUGCAUCCAAAGAACACCAUACCUACUGUGAAUCAUGGGGGUGGAAACAUCAUGCUUUGGGGCUGUUUUUCUGCAAAGGGACCAGGACGACUGAUCCGUGUAAAGGAAAGAAUGAAUGGGGCCAUGUAUCGUGAGAUUUUGAGUGAAAACCUCCUUCCAUCAGCAAGGGCAUUGAAGAUGAAACGUGGCUGGGUCUUUCAGAAUGACAAUGAUCCCAAACACACCGCCCGGGCAACGAAGGAGUGGCUUCGUAAGAAGCAUUUCAAGGUCCUGGAGUGGCCUAGCCAGUCUCCAGAUCUCAACCCCAUAGAAAAUCUUUGGAGGGAGUUGAAAGUCCGUGUUGCCCAGCGACAGCCCCAAAACAUCACUGCUCUAGAGGAGAUCUGCAUUGAGGAAUGGGCCAAAAUACCAGCAACAGUGUGUGAAAACCUUGUGAAGACUUACAGAAAACGUUUGACCUGUGUCAUUGUCAACAAAGGGUAUAUAACAAAGUAUUGAGAAACUUUUGUUAUUGACCAAAUACUUAUUUUCCACCAUAAUUUGCAAAUAAAUUCAUAAAAAAUCCUACAAUGUGAUUUUCUGGAUUUUUUUUCUUCUCAUUUUGUCUGUCAUAGUUGACAUGUACCUAUGAUGCAAAUUACAGGCCUCUCUCAUCCUUUUAAGUGGGAGAACUUGCACAAAUGGUGGCUGACUAAAUACUUUUUUCCCCACUGUAUAAUCUCAUUAUGUGUUUGGUCAAGUAGGACAUACUACGUACAUACAAUCUUUAUGGGUAGAGUCCUUGUGUCUUCUUAAACAUAUCUCUUAUCCUAUAAUAUACUAGCUACUAGCUCCCCUUCAAACAUCCUUGAAAUUAGAAACCAUUGUUUCCAGAACCUUGACCGCCAGCUGUGACAGUCUUAAAUGACUAUGUAGCUGACACGCUGUCCCACCUUAUCAAUUGACUUGUUACAGCGGCUAUAACAAACCAUUACUCAAAGUACCCUUGAUUGAUGCUCGCAUUAGGCCCACUGACACACUAAACAGUCAGUCAGUCGUUCGUUUCACUCAGCGAGCACGCCAUAUACCACUGCACCGGUUCACCAACACAAACUGUGCCUCUGUAACAAUCUGCGUCCCAAAUGGCUGCCUGUUCCCUAUAUAGUGCACUACUGACCAGAGCCCUAUGGGUCCCGCUCAAAAGAUAGGGUGCUAUAUGGGACUCAGCCCUUUUCCUCCAUGUAACUCUAUCUUCAUAUAGUCGAUGAAGUCAGCUCCCUCAAUACACAACCCUUUUGAUCGAGCACCUCUGCAAGGCGCAGAUAUUAAAACAAUCGCGCAGUGACAAGCAUGGCUUACCCCGCGGUGAGUUUUAUUUGUUUUUCACAGAGUCGACAAUUAAGCAUGUGGAUGUUUUAAAGAGACAAGGUGGAGGGUGGAGUGUUGGAUAACUAAACGAAACUGAUUCUCCUGUAUUCUCUAUCUCAUAAUGACACUCUGAAUCCAAUCUGUUAUUAUGAGGAGCCAAUAACUCUACCCCUUAGUUUGUUUACCGUAGUUCAUAAAACUGAUUGGUGUUGUGGAUAUGAAUUGUACACCUAGUGGGAUCAAUCAUUUAAUAAGAAGUCUCCUUUCAUCUCGUAAACAAUUAGGUAAUAAUCAACUGGUUAUGUAAGCAUGGUCUAUAAGUAAAUACUAAAGCAUAACCACCAAUAACCAAUAACUACAAUGUGAAAACAUACAGAGAAGGAACAAUUUAGGUCUAGUUUAGAGUGAUUUCUCCCAAAUGUUUUGUCUUUCUUUUUGUCAGAUUUUUGCUAUGCCUGCGGUAAUUGAGGAAACUAAAGAUAAUGACUUUGAACAAGCUGAUGGAUUUGGAGAUAUCAAAAGAAAUGUGCCUAGAGGAGACUAAACUUCUGAGAAUCACCAAUAUGUGUGUCUUUGUUCAGUUAUAUAAGACAGAGUGACGUCAAUAUCCUACUUUCUGUUCGUCUGUGUUCCAGCCAUCAAACUGUAAAAAAUAUGAUAUGUUUGUCUGUAUUGUAGGUAUCAAACCCGACCAGUAAUACUGUAAGUUUGAUCUGUGUUAUGUUCCAGGUAUAAAACCGUACCCCAAGUUCACAGCAGUCAUCCAUGCAGUCACCCCCCUGGUCUCCCAAUCCCAGCCCAUCCUCAAGCUGCUGGUGGCUGUUGCCAAAUCACAGUACUGUGCACAGGUAAGAAGCCACAAACGUGUUUCUGGGCGUGUGCACAUUCCUGUGUGUCCCUUCAAUUGUCGGAACACUCCCGAAACCCAAUAUUACUCCAACUGUGAGUGAUUUCAUAGCAUUAUUGCCGAGCCAGUUUUUUAAAUGACACUUCUCCAGCACCAAUAGAGGACCAACCUCUCUCUACCAUCUCAGCGUUAACUCCUGUGGAUUGAAUUAGAAAGGUGGUUUGUACCGAUCGGGUAUCGGUCUCCAUGGUACCGACUCCAUCUCUCUCUCUCUGUGUGCGUGCAUGUGGCUGUGCGUGCUUGUCCGUCUGAAAGCCCCAUUGCUCCGCUGGAUACAAGAAGUAUUGAUCCCUUCGCUGGUUUUAACCAGGGCUGGGGAAAUGAAACCAAAGUCAUCCCCCCCGAUAGCUGUGUGUAUUAUAGUGUCUUACACACACUCCACCAUAAUGCUUCUUAGAUGUUUCCCAACGUAUAGGGAGGUGUGCAACCCUCCCUUCUCUAUAGAAGUGUUUGUAUUCGACAUUCCAGGCUCCCUGUGCAAAGCUGAGAGCCGCGUACAUAUUAAAAGUAUCAACAUUUUCUAUCAUCUCACAAAGACUUCCAUGUUGAGGGGGCCGGGAAGUGGAAGAGGAGGUGAAGAGAGGGAUAUAAAUAAGUGAAUGAAAGGGAGAGGGCGGGGGAGAGAAUAUUGGGAAAGAAAACCUUUGAGCCGGCACUGGCAGAGACAUACAUGCAGAGAUUGUGGACCUCCUGCUGUGAGUGCGUGUGCUCCACAGUUUUACAGAAGAAUGGUGUGCAUCUGUCGCUCACGUCACUGACACGCACACCUAGACACACACUCACACUGCAACACAUACAGAACACACUAAACACACUCACACAUGCACACUCUCUCGCCUCUCUCUCACACCCACAGCUGGCAGGUUGACAGAGACGGCAUCUGCCUGCCAACUCCUCUGUCAUCAUCCGAGGGAAGCAGGAAUAGAUCUAUCUAAGAAUGGAUUCUCACGCUGCUCUGACAGCGUGUGUGUCUUAGCACUGUCCAUUCACCACACAUGGCUGUAAGCAUGCUCAUCCCUUUACAAGCCUUCAUCCAUCCAGCCAUAUCUCUGCCUGUCUCUCUGCCUGGUCUCUCUGCCGGGUCUCUCUGCCGGGUCUCUCUGCUGGGUCUCUCUGCCGGGUCUCUCUGCCGGGUCUCUCUGCCGGGUCUCUCUGCCGGGUCUCUCCGCCUGUCUCUCUCUCGUACACGUCAUCUCCCAUGUCAGCUGGAGUAAAACAAAAGCGUGUGUGUGCAUGUGUGAGAGAAGAAGAGCCGCCGCAGAGGGAUACACCGUAUCCCUGGGUAGUCGUACAUUCAGGUGUCGUGUGUGUCCCUCCAUUAAACAUGCAUGUGGACGGGUGUCAAAGUGAAGUGGAUCGUUAAGGUUAACUCAAGGUAUAAUUACAUGUUAGGGAAGUCGGUCACAAGGGCACAGAACACACAGUUCCCAUGUAGCCCCCAUGUAAAACAUGAUCUGAGGCACUAUUGUUGAAAAGGUGAAAAGGGAUCCCAUUUAGCAGACAUUUUAGCACUCAAUUCAAUGUAACUGUGGGGUGUUUGGAUGGAUUGAAAUGUCAGUUUUGAAUUAGAUAAUGAGAAAUGUUGAAGACGUACGAUGGGGGAAUGUAGUGUUAUUUGGUUAAUAAAUAAAAAUGCAAAUGAGGUGUAAUUUUAGAAUGUCAUAUCUGUGAUUCUCAUGAGAUCUCUCUCCUCCUGCUCUCUCUCCCUCUUUCUCCCUCUCCCCCGCUCUCUCCACCUUUACCUCCCCCUCCACCUUUACCUCCCCCUCCUAUCUUCUCAAUCACUGUCUCUCUCUGUCUUUCUCUCUCGCCAACUCCCCUUCUCUCUCUCUUCCGUCUCAGAUCAUUGUGCUGUGGAACUGUGACAAGCCUCUCCCUGCCAAGCACCACUGGCCUGCCACCUCUGUGCCCGUCAUUGUCAUCGAGGGAGAAAACAAGGUGAGCUGGGCCACCAUUUUGGUUUCUCUACGCCUUCAAGUACAAUACCUUCAUUUUGGCUUCACUACGCCCCCAAGCGUUGUUCAGUGCCAUCAUUUUGGCGUAUGUAUGCUUUGAUCAUAUGAGGACUUGACCACAGCGUUUAUAAACCCAGAGGCCCAACAUCACGAUACUUCCGGGAACACUUCGAAGCAGACUCGUCAGACCAGACCGGGGUUUGUGGUUUGGGAAGUCAAUGAGAGAAGCAAAAAAUUAUUCCUUAGUAGUUUAUUUUCUCUAUUUCUAAAGGCACAACCUAGAUUCGAGACAUUGUCUUAAAGGUGCUACACAUAGAAUUUCUCAGAAUUUCUCCCCUGUGUGGAAGCUAGGUGAAUUGCAACAGCACUAGGCUGCAUUCAAAACAAAUAUCCCCCGCAUCCCAUUUCCCCGUAACAUGGCGGAGACUCGGCUUGAGCCUUUUAGUUUCUGUUUUGGUCAACCAGCUUCAAACAGCUGUAAAAGAAAAUAUGUAUUUUUGUUAUUGAAAAUAUAUUUCACAAUGAUUUAGAUGGCACAAUGAUUUCCUACACUAGUCAGUACUUGUUUUCUCACAUAAAAGGACAUUUAGCGAACAGUGUAGAAUUUUAGCAACCAGGAAACGACAGAGUGAUUUCAACAUUGGCCGCUUGAUUCGAUUUCCACUAGAUAACACAGCCACAAAGUCAAAACAGCUUUCCCAUUUUGACGGAUGGAGAACUUAAUAGGCAAAUAUCACAGCCAAUCGCAACACUGGUGGGUAAGUAACACUGUGAAACACUAUCUUUCCACUAUUACUGCAGAUAUAUUAUGGACAUUUUCUGCGUAGCACCUUUUAAGUAGCUGAACAUGUUAUUUCUCCAACCUCGUGAAAUUGACAAACUGACACGUUUUCAUUUAGUAAAAAACAACCUUAUAUUGAAGGAGCGCUUUUGAUUUGACGGCAUGAUGUUCGGUGCGACACAACCGUUAUACCUGAUGACGUGUUUCCGCGCAUGAGCUUAACUAGCUAACAUCACCAUGACAUCUCCUUCAAGUGUGAUCUGGGAUUUCUAUUGGAGAAGCAGUUUCUAUUGUUUAGGUCGAGGAAAUAAUGUCCUAACAGAUUGUUAGAGGUUAUCUUGACAACGCUUUGGUCUGUCAGUGUUCCGUAGGGGGUUCGACUAAAGUGUCUUGGCCUCUCUAUGCCCUCAUCGUGAGAGGUAAAAGUUGACACAGGAAGUGUGAUCUGUGCCAGUAGUUUGAGAGGCUGAAGUGUGGUGUUAGUCAGGCUCACUCUAACACCACAACUUUUGUUGAGCUGUCAAUCAAUUUGAGUGGUUUCUCUCACUCAUCAGUCACAACGGAGCGGGCAGAGUUUUGAUUUCUCCCCACAUCUCUCUCCACCUCUCUGGUUUUCUUACGCUGUCAAUCACAGAGGGAGCGUUGUCUUUGGCUGUGGGUCGGCGACAACGGCCGGAGUUGA
Molecule: messenger RNA, 7531 nt
Organism: Coregonus sp. 'balchen'
Lineage: Eukaryota; Metazoa; Chordata; Actinopteri; Salmoniformes; Salmonidae
Source: the annotation of a GenBank genome assembly